This is a messenger RNA of Scylla paramamosain (green mud crab), 2278 nucleotides long. Its product is annotated as prostamide/prostaglandin F synthase-like. The record is from RefSeq and is a predicted model, not a curated record. The transcript is spliced from 5 exons. Bases 313 to 828 code for a protein of 171 amino acids. Lineage: Eukaryota; Metazoa; Arthropoda; Malacostraca; Decapoda; Portunidae.
GAAAAGAGAGAGGGAGGCCUGGGAGGGUGAGUGUCGCUGAUCGACAGGUGUGUCACGGUGACUCACACUUUUGUCCCGCGCCGCGCUCUGCAGUCACUUUGCAGUCAUUCUUCUCGCCCUUGUCUCCUGUCACAGCAGCAAAACCUCCCCAUCCCGUGUGUGUGUGUGUAGCUGUGCACCGCCACCAUGUCUGAGCUGGCCAAAAUUGCAGAUAAUGUGGUGAAGAAGGCGGAUACCAAAUGUGAGGUAAAGAUGAGCAGCUUCUGGGCAGAGGGCAGCUGUGUGCUGUUCUUCAUGCGCCGCUUUGGAUGAAUGUUCUGCCGGGUGGCUGCCAAGGAGCUCAGCGCCCUGGCACCCCACCUGGCCAAGGCCAAUGUGCGUCUCAUCGGCAUUGGUCUGGAGGAGCUUGGCGUGGAGGAGUUCAUCGAGGGAAAGUUUUUUGAUGGAGAAUUGUAUAUUGACACUGACAAGAAAAGCUUCAAGGAUUUGAACUUCAAGAAACUUGGCUUCCUGAACAUGGUUCCUGCACUUAUUGCCAAAGUGGCUCGUGAUGCUGUGCGGAAGGGCAAAGCAUGGAAGGUUGGUGGAGACAUGAAGGGAGAUGGAUUUCAGAAUGGUGGGCUGCUUGUGGUGGCUCCCAAAGGAGAGAAGGUCCUGUUUGAAUUUAAGCAAGAUAACCCAGCAGAUCAUGCAGAUAACUCAGAUAUUCUACAAGCUCUGAGCAUAGAGGUUCCUACAGAUCUGAAAGAUGCGACUGCAGUUGACGAGUCAGUGAAAGUAACAGACCAGGAAUGUGAGGAGGCGUGUGCUAUGCCUGCUAAAGAUUAAGAUGAGUUGUAGAUUGGGAUUGGGAGCUGCAGGCUGUCUUGUUACCAAAGAGUAGAAGUGAACAAGAAUCUAUACGGAAUGUUUAAUGCAAUUUAUAUUAGUGUGCGCAUGUGUGUUGUUGCGGGUUUCUCGUAAAAGACACUGAUUAGUAUUUUAUUUGAUUAUAUUUGCAGUUAUUGCUAAUUGAUUUAUCUCAGGUUUGUUAUAAAGAGAUUGUAAUGAAACAGCUACAUGAAUAUUGAUAAUUAGUUCAAUUAUGUAAUCUGGCAUCUGGUUUGAUUUAAGCUUAUUUAAGGCAAUAAGGUAUUUAUGGCAGUGUUGUUGUCUUGUACCUGAUUGAAACUGCAACAAGUGAAACUGAUAGAGAAUAUUAACAAGCACUUGAGAUACUUGAGGCAGCCUCCAUUCUGAGGAAGAUGUGAAGAAUAACACAGGAGAUUAUAAAGCACAUAAAGAAUUAAACACUUUUAAACAAGGUCAACAUGUGAGAGAUCAUCUGAAAUACAGAAUCAUUACUAUGUAGAUGCUACUAGUAUUUAUGUGCCUUACAGUUUCCUUGUACAAGCUUGUAAUACACUGAAUUGUCUGUAGUAAUUGUGAGUACAGUAGCUGUUCCGAAAAUCUUUUACUGGCAGUAAGCUUAGAUGCUCAGGUGAGGGUCAACUUGUGUCACAAAGCUCAAAGUAGAAGGAUCACUUAUUUUUCUAAAGGGAAGUGAACUUUUCACGUCUUUAUUGCUUUAUUUUUGUAAGAGAAAGGGAAAAUUUAUUUCAAAACCGUAGCAAGUGUUUCUCUUGUAAUGAGGUAGAAAAAUUAUCCUUGAAAAGUAGAAAUCCAAGCAGGUUCACAUUCUUAGUAAGGUGUUUGAUUUGAAGCAUUGCUGUGAUGUGGAGAGAAGCAAGCAGCUGAAGGUUACAGGAGUUACCAGUUAUGUGUACGUGUGUGUGUCCAUUCACUUUUUAUUGCUGCUAAAUGUCUGACUUGCUCACAUUGCUUAUGUAGGUUUGGUUUUUGUGAUAAAUAUCUUUCCUUUCAGUCAGUGAUGGCAUUAAUUGAGUUGAGGAAGUAAGCAGACUGACAUAUUAAAUAAUCUUGGACUGAUUCAGUAGAGUAUUAGUAAUUGCUGCACAAUUUAGAAGGGCAUAUUUUCCUAUUGUUAUUUAGUGUAUGCAAAUUUUUUUUAUGAAUGACAUCUGCAGAAGAGUUAUUCAUCUUACUGAGGCUGAGUUGAUUUUGUAUACCUCAUAAUGUGUUGUGAAGUCUUUGGUUUGUAUGCAACAUGAUACAACUUCCAUCUGGUGCAGACAUCCACUCAUACGCAUUGACCUGCCAUAAUGAAGCCUCGUUUUGAAAUGCUUCGGUAGGAAACAAGGCGGAGGGUAGUGUAGCGUCAGUGUGUAUGAGUGAUGUUCACUGUGUAAGGAAUAUCAUUAAACUUGUGUCACAAAAA